UUGGACGAGGGAACGUGGGUGUAAAUAGACAGUGAACGCUCUUGGUCUCUCUCUCUCUCCCUCUCCCUCCCCCUUCUCUUUUCUCUCUGUCUCUCUUUUAUGAAAUCAAUGAACGAGUUAUUGGGUAGGACAUAAAUAUAAGGAAUCAAAGCCUCCACCGGGACCAACAGCAUUGCGCGCUUUUUGAUAUGCGUCUUCGCCAAAUGCUACAUGUGUUUUCAUAUCAGUGUAAAUAUUGGCUUUGAGCGGACGAGAGUGGAAUCGGCUCUGGCACGGCUUGGUCUCGGAACCAAAUUUUGACCAAGACUUUCACCAGCUUUUCAUUUUUUUCAACGUUAAACGAUUCUCCACCAUCACCAACUGCUGCUGUUUGUACCCAUCCCAACUCACUGGCCGGUCUGAAGAUGGCAACUUUAACCAACGGGCAGGUGGACGGCUCGGUGCACGGUGUGGUCUCCAACACGAACGGGCUCGUGAACGGAUUAAGCCACAGCCACAGUCCGGUGGGCUGCCCGGCCACCAUCCCCAUGAAGGACCACGAUGCCAUCAAACUCUUCAUCGGUCAGAUCCCCCGCAACCUGGACGAGAAGGACCUCCGGCCCCUCUUCGAGGAGUUCGGCAAGAUCUACGAGCUCACUGUGCUGAAGGACCGCUUCACGGGCAUGCACAAAGGCUGUGCCUUCCUCACCUACUGUGCCAGAGAGUCGGCCCUGAAAGCCCAGAAUGCAUUGCACGAGCAGAAGACCCUGCCUGGGAUGAACAGACCAAUCCAGGUGAAGCCAGCAGACAGCGAGAGUCGAGGAGCUAAGACGGCUUAA
Messenger RNA from Notothenia coriiceps (black rockcod), 818 nucleotides. Its product is annotated as CUGBP Elav-like family member 4. Gene Ontology annotation, molecular function: RNA binding. NCBI's taxonomy places the organism in Eukaryota, Metazoa, Chordata, Actinopteri, Perciformes, Nototheniidae. The record is from RefSeq and is a predicted model, not a curated record. The coding region runs from base 405 to 818 and encodes 137 amino acids. The transcript is spliced from 4 exons.